This is a messenger RNA of Bicyclus anynana (squinting bush brown), 1497 nucleotides long. RefSeq names its product carboxypeptidase B. The record is from RefSeq and is a predicted model, not a curated record. The transcript is spliced from 7 exons. Gene Ontology annotation, molecular function: metallocarboxypeptidase activity; zinc ion binding. Gene Ontology annotation, biological process: proteolysis. NCBI's taxonomy places the organism in Eukaryota, Metazoa, Arthropoda, Insecta, Lepidoptera, Nymphalidae. The coding region runs from base 129 to 1427 and encodes 432 amino acids.
GUGACCAACAAAGCCUUGCCGCGCGAGCACGGAUGUGUGUGCAAAAAUAAUUAUACUUUUAUUAUUUAUUAAAAAAACAAUAUAUUUAUUAAUAUUAUUUAUGUGCUUUGAUUGGAUGGCUAUUAACAAUGGCCGCUUGGAUAAUAUUUGUUAUCGGUUUAUUAAGCGUUUGGCAGGUGGGAUGCAAGAGGGAAGAAAAGUAUGAUGACUACUCUCUAAUAAAACUAUACCCAACAAACUCGAAACAAGUCGACGCUAUCCGAAGACUCGACGAGCCUGAACACAAGCUAAAGUUUCUGAAGAGGAGUCGAAGUUACAAUGACAGUACUGAUAUAUUGGUACCGCCUAGUGAGAUAAACUACGUACAGGACUUCAUUAAGACUGAGAACCUAGAAUACGAAGUGAAACCCAAUUAUGGAAGAUAUCUUGAGAGUGCCGAGAGGGUGCCAAAAAGGAGAAUUCUCAGAGGAUUCAGCAUCUUUGAAUAUCACUCAUUUCAAGCGAUUCAGGAAUACUUAGAGAAUGUUGCAAAACGACAUCCAGAUCUGGUGACGCUGCAGAACCUCGGCACGAGCUACCAAGGGCGGCGGAUGAAACUGGUCAAGAUAUCCUCGGAUCCCAACGCUAACAACCCCAUCAUAUUUAUUGAUGCUGGCAUCCACGCCCGCGAGUGGGUGGCGCCGGCGAUGGCUCUGUAUCUGGUCCACAGAUUGGUCAAUGACCCUGAAGCGAGGCAGGAGCUCGAUGGCGUCGACUGGUACAUUCUCCCCGUCGUCAAUCCUGAUGGAUACGAAUACACUCGCACUAGUCGAUCGAAUCGGUUAUGGAGAAAAACAAGAUCCAAAAAUAAUUUGGGCUGUUUUGGUGUGGACGGCAAUCGUAACUAUGGCUUCAAAUGGGCAGUCAGUGGUGUAUCCUCCAACCCUUGCGAUACUGAGACUUACGCUGGACCCAAACCCUUCUCUGAAGUCGAAACUGUGAUGGUACGAAACGUCAUGAUGGAAAACCGCAAUCGCUUAAAAUUGUACGUAUCCUUGCAUUCAUACGGACAGUAUUUAGUGUAUCCGUGGGGAUACACAGGGGACUUUCUGCCCAAAGAAUGGAAAAAGCUGGAUAGCUUGGCAAGGACUGUGUCAGAUGCUGUCCAAAGAGCUGGAGGGAAGCCUUUCAAGGUUCUGAGUGCUGGGAAAUGGUAUCCAGCGGCUGGUGGAAGCGAUGAUUUUGCUUAUGGAGUUAUAGGCGUUCCAUACUCCUAUACUAUGGAACUUACUGAUGGAUACGAAUUCUUAUACCCCGAAAGGUUGCUUCGCGUUGUCUUACCACAGUUCUUUGAAGGAUUCAGGGCGUUUGGAGCUCAAAUCAAAAAAGAGUUUUCACCGGAAUUAAAUGAUCAUAGGUAUAGGAUAACUGAAAUGGACAUCAGCUAAGUGUAUUGUGUGUAAUAUUAAAAAUUAAAUGUAAGAAUAAAUCAAUAAAAAUUAAUUAAUUUAAGUAAAA